Camelus dromedarius (Arabian camel) is the source of this 4782-nucleotide messenger RNA. It is a transcript of the gene RB1, whose product is annotated as RB transcriptional corepressor 1. Gene Ontology annotation, molecular function: RNA polymerase II transcription regulatory region sequence-specific DNA binding. Gene Ontology annotation, cellular component: nucleus; Rb-E2F complex; chromatin. NCBI's taxonomy places the organism in Eukaryota, Metazoa, Chordata, Mammalia, Artiodactyla, Camelidae. Gene Ontology annotation, biological process: neuron projection development; cell differentiation; regulation of transcription by RNA polymerase II. The record is from RefSeq and is a predicted model, not a curated record.
GGCUCGUCCGGUUUUUCUCAGGGGACGUUCAAAUUAUUUUUGUAACGGGAGUCGGGAGAGGACGGGGCGUGCCCCGACGUGCGCGCGUCCUCCCUCCCCGGCCUUCCUCCAGCGGUAGCCGGCGCCAGCCCUGGGAGGGCGUCAUGCCGCCCAAAACCCCCCGGAGAGCAGCCGCUGCCACCGCCGCCGCCGCCGCUGCCGCGAGCCCGCCGCCGCCGCCGCCGCCCCCGCCACCGCCGGAGGCGGACGCCGAGCAGGACAGCGGCCCGGAGGACCUGCCUCUCGCCAGACUUGAGUUUGAAGAAACUGAAGAACCUGAUUUUACUGCAUUAUGUCAGAAAUUAAAGGUACCAGAUCAUGUCAGAGAAAGAGCUUGGUUAACUUGGGAGAAAGUUUCAUCUGUGGAUGGAGUAUUGGAAGGUUAUAUUCAAAAGAAAAAGGAACUAUGGGGAAUCUGUAUCUUUAUUGCGGCAGUUGACCUAGAUGAGAUGCCAUUCACUUUCACUGAGCUGCAGAAAAGCAUAGAAACCAGUGUCUAUAAAUUCUUUGACUUACUAAAAGAAAUUGAUACCAGUACCAAAGUUGAUAAUGUUAUGUCAAGACUAUUGAAGAAGUAUAAUGUACUGUGUGCACUCUACAGCAAAUUAGAAAGGACAUGUGAACUUAUAUACUUGGCACAACCCAGCAGUUCGAUAUCUACUGAAAUAAAUUCUAUGUUGGUGCUAAAAGUCUCUUGGAUCACAUUUUUACUAGCUAAAGGGGAAGUAUUGCAAGUGGAAGAUGAUCUGGUGAUCUCAUUUCAGUUAAUGCUCUGUGUCCUUGACUAUUUUAUCAAACUCUCACCUCCUGCAUUGCUCAAAGAACCAUAUAAAACAGCUGUAAUACCUAUUAAUGGUUCACCUCGAACACCAAGGCGAGGUCAGAACAGGAGUGCACGGAUAGCAAAACAACUAGAAAAUGAUACAAGAAUUAUUGAAGUUCUCUGUAAAGAACAUGAAUGUAAUAUAGAUGAGGUGAAAAAUGUUUAUUUCAAAAAUUUUAUCCCUUUUAUGAAUUCUCUUGGAAUUGUAGCUUCUAAUGGACUUCCAGAGGUGGAAAGUCUCUCUAAACAGUAUGAAGAAAUUUACCUUAAAAACAAAGAUCUAGAUGCAAGAUUAUUUCUGGAUCAUGAUAAAACUCUUCAGGCUGAUCCUACAGACAGUUCUGAAAUACAGAGAACUCCACAAAAAAGUAAUCCUGACGAAGAGGUGAAUGUGAUUCUUCCACAGACUCCAGUUAGGACUGUUAUGAAUACCAUCCAGCAAUUAAUGAUGAUCUUAAAUUCAGCAAGUGAUCAACCAUCAGAAAACCUGAUUUCCUACUUUAAUAAUUGCACAGUGAAUCCAAAGGAAAGUAUCCUGAAAAGAGUGAAGAAUAUUGGACACAUCUUUAAAGAGAAAUUUGCUAAAGCUGUGGGGCAGGGAUGUAUAGAAAUUGGAUCACAGCGAUAUAAACUUGGAGUCCGAUUGUAUUACCGAGUAAUGGAAUCCAUGCUUAAAUCAGAAGAAGAACGAUUAUCCAUUCAGAAUUUUAGCAAACUGCUGAAUGACGACAUCUUUCAUAAGUCUUUGUUGGCAUGCGCUCUUGAGGUUGUUAUGGCUACAUAUAGCAGAAGUACGUCUCAGAAUCUCGAUACUGGAACAGAUUUGUCCUUUCCAUGGAUUUUGAAUGUACUCAAUUUAAAAGCUUUUGAUUUUUACAAAGUGAUUGAAAGUUUUAUCAAAGCAGAAGCCAACUUGACCAGAGAAAUGAUUAAACAUUUAGAACGAUGUGAACAUCGAAUCAUGGAAUCCCUUGCAUGGCUCUCAGAUUCACCUUUAUUUGAUCUUAUUAAACAAGCAAAGGACCGAGAGGGACCAGCUGAUCACCUUGAGUCUCCUUGUACUCUCAACCUUCCUCUACAGAAUAAUCACACUGCAGCAGACAUGUAUCUUUCUCCUGUAAGAUCCCCAAAGAAAAAAGGGUCAACUACACGUGUAAAUUCUACGGCAAAUUCAGAGGCUCAAGCAACCUCAACCUUCCAGACUCAGAAGCCAUUGAGAUCUACCUCCCUCUCACUCUUUUACAAAAAAGUGUACCGACUAGCGUAUCUUCGACUAAAUACCCUGUGUGCACGCCUUCUGUCUGACCAUCCAGAACUAGAACACAUCAUCUGGACCCUUUUCCAGUACACACUGCAAAACGAGUACGAACUCAUGAGAGACAGGCAUUUGGACCAGAUUAUGAUGUGUUCCAUGUAUGGCAUAUGCAAGGUGAAGAAUAUAGACCUUAAGUUCAAAAUCAUUGUAACAGCAUACAAAGAUCUUCCUCAUGCUGUUCAGGAGACAUUCAAGCGUGUUUUGAUCAGAGAAGAGGAGUAUGAUUCCAUUAUCGUGUUCUAUAAUUCAGUCUUCAUGCAGAGACUGAAAACAAACAUUUUGCAGUAUGCUUCCACCAGGCCACCUACCUUGUCACCAAUUCCUCACAUUCCUCGAAGCCCUUACAAGUUUUCUAGUUCACCUUUAAGGAUCCCUGGGGGGAACAUCUAUAUAUCACCCCUAAAGAAUCCAUAUAAAAUUUCAGAAGGUCUGCCAACGCCAACAAAAAUGACUCCAAGAUCAAGAAUCUUAGUAUCAAUUGGUGAAUCAUUUGGGACUUCUGAGAAGUUCCAGAAAAUAAAUCAAAUGGUGUGUAACAGCGACCGUGCGCUCAAAAGAAGUGCUGAAGGAAGCAACCCUCCUAAACCGCUGAAAAAACUGCGCUUUGACAUUGAAGGAUCAGAUGAAGCAGAUGGAAGUAAACAUAUCCCAGGGGAGUCCAAAUUUCAACAGAAACUGGCAGAAAUGACAUCUACUCGAACACGAAUGCAAAAGCAGAAAAUGAAUGAUAGCAUGGAUACCUCACACAGGGAAGAAAAGUGAGGCGCUCACGACCUUGGAAGGCACCCUGUACACACCCAGCUUCACUGUCUCCCACAGAUCUGACUAGAACUCUGCCAGGUUCUGUUCACGGCCGCAUUUAAUAUAUGCCUUCAGCUCUUUUUGUGGAUGUAAAGUGCAUAGAUGCACAUUGAGUAUUUGUGCAGGGGAUUCCUAAGCCACUUGCAACAUUGUAGUCAAUAGAACAUACAUUGUUAUUGUACAAGAUUGAAAAUCUUGUGUAAAUCCUGCCAUUUAAAAAGUUGUAGCAGAUGUUUCCAUUUCCAAAGUAAAACUGCUCCACUUUACAAAUGGCAGGAUAGCCUGGGGGUGCGAGCUCUCAGCCCACGCCUCUCAGAGUACUUGUGGCAUGUAUGUGAUAUUUGCUAUUAUUUUUAUUAAUUUAUAUUUAUUUUUUUAAUUUAACAUGACCACCCUUAGAAAAAUGCGUCUUGUCUUCCAAAUACAAUUUGGCUGACUGCCCCUCCAUUCACCCAAAUGAUCCUGAACUCUUGUGCUAACACAGGUAUUAGAAAUUAGAAAAAAAAAAAAAAAAAGACUAAUUUUUACACAUUAGAUUUUAGUUUACUAGUGGAAACUAAAUGGAUGUACUGUGUUUUUUUUUUUUUUUAUAAAUUUUAGUUUUAAAAUACAAGCCGAAAGCAAAGUAUAAACAUACAAGACACUGUCAUACUACUGAUACAGAUUUCAUACCUCAGGACUUGUGAGAAUUUGAUUCUUUUCUUCAUCCAACUCAUGCUUUAAAGAGUUAUUUUGAUAGUCCUCCUGGUUUUUAUACCAUUCAGAUCACUGAAUUCAUAAAGUGCCCAUCUAGCAUAGUACUUGGAAAAUAAAGUGUUCAGCUAGAGCUUUGCUGUAGAGGACCCUAAUACGGUAUACCCCAAGUGCACUUUCUAAUGUUUCUGGGUCCUGAAGAAUCAAGAUACAAUGUAAUUUUACUCCACAAACAGACUGUUAACUAUAGGAGCCUUAAUUUUUUUUUUUCUUAGAGAUUUAUCUAAUUGCAUCUCAGCAAUUACUCUGCCCUCCUAAAUUUGGGAAGAGGGUAUGUUGUCUCUGGAAUGGUACAUGUCUUCCGUGUAUCUUUUGAACUGGCAGUUGUCUUUUUUUUUUUUUUUUUUUUAAUCCAGUAUGGUCUAACACUGGCACAUUCAAAGCAACAUUAUUUCUAGUCCAAAACUGCAGGUAAUCAAAGGUCUUUGGGUUUGGCAUUAAUGCUUCUCUCUGCUUUUGUGCAAAAGCUUCAAGUUAAAAUAGCUACAUUAGAAAAAGAGGCGCGCUCCCACCCCACCCUGGCACCUAAAGGUGUAUUUAAACUAUCUUGUGUGAUUAACUUAUUUAGAGAUGGUAUAAUUUAAAAUAGAUGGUAUUUAAGGUAGCAUCUACUAGCUUUUAGGAAAAUCACUUUGUCUAAACUCAGAGUUCUUUUUAAAAAGAAAUCUGGUCUUAUUAGAAAACAAAAUUUUAUUUUGUGCUCAAUUAAGUUUCAAACUUAUUUUUUGACAGUUGUCUGGAUAACAGUCACUAGAAAGCUUUAUCCCAUUUCCUCAUUCAUUCUGCAUGAAUAUAUCAUACAAAUCAGACAGCUUUUAGGUCAAGGGCUUACCACAUUUCCAGGUGUCUUGCUAAUAAUAAGUUCAUGUUAGAAUUAGUGCCAGAAUUUUAGGAACGUCAGAGAUCGUGUACUGAAAUUUUCUUAAGGUUUCAGAGAUCGCUUUAUUGCUUUUUGUAUUGGUUAAAACUGUACAUUUAAAACUGUUCUGUUACUAUUUUCUACAAUUAAUAAUAGUUUGUCUAUUUUUAAAUAAAUUAGUUAGAGUCUUAA